Molecule: messenger RNA, 558 nt
Organism: Fraxinus pennsylvanica
Lineage: Eukaryota; Viridiplantae; Streptophyta; Magnoliopsida; Lamiales; Oleaceae
Source: the annotation of a GenBank genome assembly
AUGGUUAGCAGUCGAUCCAAGUCUGUUGGAAAGUUCCAUUCAACUGAAACCAAGAUCAAGAUGAAGGAAUCUAAUAAUAAUAUUAAAGAUUCAUUUGAGGAGAAAAAGUCCAUUUGGAGUUGGAAGAGUCUAAAGACAUUGACUUAUGCCCGAAACCGGAGGUUCAAUUGUUGUUUUUCGCUCCAAGUCCAUUGCAUUGAGGGGUUACAAGAGUUUUUUAAUGAUGCUACUCUUGUUGUGCACUGGAAGAGGAGAGAUGGUGAGCUGAUGACACAACCAGUUAGGGUCUAUAAAGGAAUAGCCAAGUUUGAAGAACAGUUGACAUAUUCAUGUCCUAUUUAUGAGGAAAGGAUUCUUGAAGUUUUAAAGAAUUGGCCUGAAAAGACUAUUCAAGUUAUAGUUGUAACUGAUGGCGAGCGCAUUUUAGGGCUCAGGGAUCUCAGCUGUCAGCACAAACGACCAAAGGCCAGCUUUUGUACAAAGAUGAAGCUGAAGAAAGGAGGCGCUUCUAUGAAAAGUCAUAUCGAAGCGAGAUCAUUGUUCGUCUCUACAUUUUAG